AUGGCCAGCAGCAGCAGCAGCAGCUACGCCCCCGAGGAGCCCCCCUUCUGGCCGCCGGCCCCGCACGAGUGGCGCUGGGCGGCCCCGCUGGAGCUCAGCACCCACCCCGCCGAAGCCGCCGCCGCCGCCUCGCCCGCCGCCUCGCCGGACUCCGGCAGCAGCGGCAGCCUCUCGCCCGCCUCCGGGCCGCUGCGGGGGGCGGCGAGGGGUCGCCGGGGGCGGCUGGCGGGGGGGCCGCGGCAGAGCGCCAGCCAGCGCGAGAAGCUGCGCAUGAGGCGCCUGGCCGGAGCCCUGCACACGCUGCGCGCCUUCCUGCCGCCCGCCCUCGCCCCCGCCGGACGGCCCCUCACCAAGCUGCAGACCCUCCGCCUCGCCAGCCGCUACAUCGCCCACCUCCACCGCCUCCUCGGGCCGCCCCCGCCGCCCCCGCCGCCCGCCGCCCCCCACCACUGGCCCCCGACGACGACGACGCCCCCCGCCGCCGCCCAGCCCGCUCCGUCGCCGCCGCCACCGCCGCCCGCCCUCGCCGCCCAGGGCCUGCCCGCCGAGCUGCUGGCCUGGCUGGAGGGCCUCCUCUCGCCGGGGGAGGCGCACGACUGACUGAGCCCCGCCCGGACGCCCCCGCCCCAAGGAGACCCUCCCGGGCCCCGCAGGCGCCUCACCCGCACUGACCCACGCCUCGUCUCGGCCGCCGCCGCCUCGCUGCAUUCCGGCCCCCGCGCCUCCGUCCAGCCGCGCCUUCUCCGCCUAGCCUACCUCACAGGGCUGUUGCGAGGCCUUCCGGAGAGCUCCGCGCCAGGAGAUGCGCCGGGGAGCACUGGAGCGGCUGCCGUCGCCUUUGAAACGGUAGUCGGCAAAGCCCCGCCCACCCCGCGCUGGGGGCCGAAGGGGGCCUCCUCGGGACCUCCCGCUCCCUCUCGGCCAAGGAGACCCGCCGGAAGGACGCCCCCAUCGCGACGGACUCGAACUGAACUGGUCCCUGCGCUGGACCGUGGUCGUGUUGGCGGCGGGGGUCGGGCCCUCCGAGUAUGAGAAGCGACGCCAGAGCUCCGUCUCUUGACUGCUUCCGUGGGUGUUUCACUUGAUAGCCAAAUAGGCUGCUGCUGCUGCUGCUGCCAGUCCUGAGGGGACCUUCUCUGGGAGACUGUUCAUCUCCACGGAAUAAACUUUUGCUAUUUAUUUUGGGGUUCCCCUCCCCCCCCCCCACUUGUAUUUCCCCCUGCCUCUUCUCAGGCAUCCCAAAUCCGGAGGAGCUGCUGCCCAGGGUCCGGGCAUGCGCAGCUCUCGCUGGACUCAUGGGUACAUUUGCUGGUUUGUUUGUAGGAGACCCCCGGGGGUCUCCCUGUAUGUGUGUGUGUCAAUGUCAUGCAUAUGGCAAAGAGGAUGGUUUCUGUAUGUUUAUCUACACAUUUUGUUAUUAA
Sphaerodactylus townsendi is the source of this 1421-nucleotide messenger RNA. RefSeq names its product mesoderm posterior protein 1-like. The transcript is spliced from 2 exons. NCBI's taxonomy places the organism in Eukaryota, Metazoa, Chordata, Lepidosauria, Squamata, Sphaerodactylidae. The record is from RefSeq and is a predicted model, not a curated record. Gene Ontology annotation, cellular component: nucleus. Gene Ontology annotation, biological process: heart morphogenesis; mesoderm formation; somite rostral/caudal axis specification. Gene Ontology annotation, molecular function: DNA-binding transcription factor activity, RNA polymerase II-specific; protein dimerization activity; RNA polymerase II cis-regulatory region sequence-specific DNA binding. The coding region runs from base 1 to 600 and encodes 199 amino acids.